Desarmillaria tabescens is the source of this 997-nucleotide messenger RNA. RefSeq lists its product as uncharacterized. The transcript is spliced from 3 exons. The coding region runs from base 79 to 777 and encodes 232 amino acids. NCBI's taxonomy places the organism in Eukaryota, Fungi, Basidiomycota, Agaricomycetes, Agaricales, Physalacriaceae. The record is from RefSeq and is a predicted model, not a curated record.
CGGCAACAAGGUACCUUUUGGCCGCCAUCAUGAAACUGUCCUCUAUCAAGCGCGCGCUCUUUGCUGCUCGUCUCGACAAUGAUGAAUACGGAUACUUCACCGGUGAAGUCCCUAGCGAUGGCUGGCCUUAGCCUCGCCCAAGGCGCAUCGACAGCGAGCGACUCAGGCACCGGUAAAGUUUCGAACGAAGAUUGCCUCGAUAUUUCACUGAUGCCGGAAUCACAAGAACCAUCUACCGCGUCUUUUAUGGGUGGAAGAGCACGGAGGUUGACAGAGUUUCUCGACGAACAAGCCCAGCAACCUAUAUCAAGAACGGGAGAUCCUUGGGAGGCAGGUGUCAACCAGGUCGAAAAAUACGACAAUGAGUUAUGCAGAGGAUGGAAGGAGCAUAUCGACACACUCUUGGUCUUCGCCGGUCUUUUUUCUGCCGCGGUGACGGCGUUCACAGUAGAGUCUUACCAAUGGCUUCAGCCAAACUCUUCCGACAUAUCUGCCCAGCUACUCUUGCAGAUAUCCCGGCAGCUUUCCGAUCCCAGCACAACAGUUCAGGUGGAUGGCGUCGACGACUUUUCGCCUUCCCAUGCUUCGAGGCGGAUCAAUGUUUUCUGGUUUCUCAGUCUCACACUGAGCCUUAUGACAGUGGUCAUCGGGAUAUUGUGCAAACAAUGGCUGGGAGAAUAUCAGAAGGAUCCCUCGUUACCGUACCGAGAGACCCUUGCCAUGCGACAGUUGCGAUAUGAGAGCUUCGAAGCCUGGAGAGUGCGUGAUAUCUCCUAGCCACGUUGCCUCUCCUUCUUCAAGUCGCCCUUGUCCUUUUUCUGACGGGAAUUAUGGAUUUGUUAUGGAGUUUGGACAAUGUGGUUGCAGCGAUCGUAACCUCGUUCAUCGUUCUUGGCUUCCUCGUGGUUGUGGCCACAACCGUUCUUCCUUGUCUUGUCCAUUUGCGCAACGGCGGCCGUUUACCUUGUGCUUAUCGAUCACCCCAAUCAUGGGCCUU